Messenger RNA from Oryctolagus cuniculus (rabbit), 5894 nucleotides. RefSeq names its product interferon-inducible GTPase 1-like. Lineage: Eukaryota; Metazoa; Chordata; Mammalia; Lagomorpha; Leporidae. The record is from RefSeq and is a predicted model, not a curated record. Gene Ontology annotation, cellular component: endoplasmic reticulum membrane. Gene Ontology annotation, biological process: innate immune response; autophagosome assembly; cellular response to interferon-beta. Gene Ontology annotation, molecular function: GTP binding; GTPase activity.
UUCAGAGCUGAUUUCUGUCCUCAGAGAUAGCUUUUCCCCAAGAAGCUGAUGGGCAACAAAACAUCGUGGGAUGAGGAGAGAUCAUGGGCUGAGGGCCCUGGGCUGCUCAGGUGGGAAGCCUGGGAGCCUGAUGGCAGGGAGGCAGGAUUGCUUCAUCGCAGUCUGGGUUAUCUUUCAAGGUAAGGUAGCUUAAAGCUAGUGCUUCGGACAUUACAUCCUUGUCAAAAUGCACCCAAUCAUUUGCCUUCCUCUAAUGCUUCCCCCUAGAAGAGUUAAAGGUAAGUGCAUCAGAGUGUGUGUUGAGGGACAUCAGUAGAUAAUGUAUGAGGUUGGCUCUGUCUCAAUCCUAUGCUGUUUCCAAGUCAUGGUGUCUUACCUCUUCCCCUCCCAGUCAGCCUUGUUCAUUCUGCACAUCCUGGGGGAAGCUGCCUUGGGGUGAAGGAUCACACUCUGCAUGCCAGUGGUGCUCUAACUGAACAGUCAUUUCUAGAUCUGGGGAUCAGCAGGAAUGCGGAUCAUCCUCUCCCAGAAUUGUGGAGAAAAUAAAGCAUGCUGAGAUCCUUUGAUUAAACAAUACUCUGCUUCAGACUUGGAUCUUGCUGUAGCAGUGAUAUCUCAAAUCUAGGACCAUGCUGUGCGGUCAGGUGCCUGCCAGAGACAUGACUGCACUGCACGCUCGUGCCCAGAGGACAAGGUCUCCCAGUCUAGGCAUUAGUGAGAUUUCAGGCCUGACAAUCCGUUGGUGUUAGGGGAGAGGAGGAAGGGAGGUCCUAUGCUGUGCAUUACAGGAGACUGAGCAGCACCCCUGGGCUCUGCCCAAGAGACACCAGUAGCAUCUCACCUCCCAGUUACAACAACCAGAAAUGUCUCCAGUGAUUGCCAACUAUCUGCAGGGGGACAAAAUUACCCUGAUUGAGAACCUGUGCUGGAGCCAUAUCGUGUCCUCAGAGUGACUGUGUUCAGCCCUUGAUUCCGUGUCUGGGUGACCCGGUCCCUUUUCUUACACGUGAGAUAACCCCAAUGAUAUUUUGGGGCCUUCGUUCAGUGUCUCAAGACAUGGUUUAACAGUGAGCCUAGGCCACUGCACACCUUGUACUCCCCAUGACAGUACCUUUUUUCUUUGUGGUGUACAUCUUUCGUGAGUGUCUGAUCACUGGGUUUUGGCAUAAUUCAGGAGUAAUGUACUUGAGAUUUCACUGGAGUUAUUGAUAAAACUACAGAUCCCACCAGCCAAAAAUCCAUUAAGGUGAUUCAUUAAAGCUGAAAGGGCCCUGUGUUUAAUCUAUCUGCUUUUGUCUCCUGUUUUGUUGUUUUUCCUGUAGCAAGCAUUCAGCUUUGGUUGUGGCCAGGAGGGUGGCAGCCCUCCCUGUGGCUUGCAGGGACCCAGUGUCUGCAGUCAGGUGGAACAGAACUCGGCAGCUCUGUACAUUGGCCCUUCAGAUAAUACAGGGGAGAGGGCUGCCUGUGUGGGGAGUCUCUAUCGCUGUGUUGGCAAUAGAUGACUCUGAGGAAAGCCCCCGGUUUCUAUCAGGAUGUCCUUUGACCCUGGACAGAAUCCCAGCAUCUAGGCUGUGUAAAUGGAUUAAGGCUCCAAUGCCCCAUGGACCUGUUAGAGCCAGAAAACUGGCACAGCUGUUCACAAGAGCACUUAAGUGGCUCCCCCGAUUUGCUCUUGCAUUUGUUCCCUAACUAGUGAAUUAUCACUUUCUUACAUGUGUUGGUGAUGGAGCAGUGAACAAGACAAAGACCAGUUCUGUCUCUCUGACACUCAAGGGUAUUGUGGGAGGCUGACAGCAAACACACAUAAAAAUAUCAUGAAGUGUGGUGCCAAGUCCAUAGGGAAAAGGAGGACAGAAAAGAGGAGGGAUGCCGGCGCCGUGGCUCAAUAGGCUAAUCCUCUGCCUUGCGGCGCCGGCACACUGGGUUCUAGUCCCGGUCGGGGCGCCGGAUUCUGUCCCGGUUGUCCCUCUUCCAGGCCAGCUCUCUGCUAUGGCCCGGGAGUGCAGUGGAGGAUGGCCCAAGUGCUUGGGCCCUGCACCCGCAUGGGAGACCAGUAGAAGCACCUGGCUCCUGGCUUCAGAUCAGCGCGAUGCGCUGGCUGCAGUGCGCCAGCCGCGGUGGCCAUUGGAGGGUGAACCAACGGCAAAAGGAAGAACUUUCUCUCUGUCUCUCUCUCUCUCACUGUCCACUCUGCCUGCCAAAAAAAAAAAAAAGAAGAGCAGGGUGAGUGUUGGAGAAGGGUACAACUGGACAUCUCAGAGAUGAAAUAAAAAUUUAAAGAAAGCUGGACAUAAUUUCAACUGAAAAGAUUGAUGGAAUAAGUAGUCAUGUAGAUAUCAAGAACCAAAAGUUCAGGAAUUGGAGCGGUAAGUAAGUGCAAAAGUCCUGAGGUAAGAGCAUGGCCCAGAAACAGGAGGGAGGCUGCAGUUCAGAAAGCAAGAGGGGCACACGCCUUCCCCUUGGCCCUGUUCUGUUAGUGAGAUGCCAGGUGCAGCUCUGGCCACCUCUGGAGGGAGGGAAUUGAACAGUCCAGCAAACUGGGAAGCAGGGAUGGUUGGAGCCCACCUCAGAAGACUGUCUAGUGCAGUGAGCUAUUGGCAUUUUUUCCUUCCUGCUUGUUCAUUUUAUCCUUUGGAGGCAUCCUCUCGCUUUCACUGAUCAUCUCCUCAGCUGAUGGAAACUGCUCAUGUCUGCCAUUCUGUGCUGCCAGAGACAGUGCACUGAUUCCUAGUCUCCUGGGGAGAGAGAGACAGAGAGAGCCUUUCCAGUGGAUCACUUUCCAACAGCCAGGACCAGGCUGGGCUGAGGUCUUUUAUUUGCUCACAGUCAUGGGUGCAAGUUUCUCAGCUGAGCUUAGCAAAGAAUGCCAAGAUCUGGAAUCCAGCUUUAAAGACUAUAUUAGGAACUUCAGGGAGGAAAGAAAAAUCCUCUCUCAGGAAACCAUCCUUUCAAUCAAGUCACGCCUGAGCAGAGGAGACAUUCAAGGCGCACAUUCCAUAAUCAGUGGUAUAUUAGAAAAUAUUGACAAGAUCCCACUGAAUAUUGCUGUGACGGGGGAGUCGGGAUCCGGGAAGUCCAGUUUGGUGAACUCCCUGAGAGGGGUGGGACACGAAGAAGAAGAUGCGGCUCCCACUGGGGUAGAGGAGACAACCAUAAUGAGAACGCCAUACAAACACCCGAAAUUUCCCAACGUGACAAUAUGGGACUUGCCUGGCAUCGGAACCACUAAUUUCCAGCCGAAAGAUUAUCUGGAGAAAGUCAAGUUUGGUGAGUACGACUUCUUCAUUAUUGUUUCUGCAACACGCUUCAAGAAAAAUGACCUAGACCUGGCCAAAGUUAUAAAAGCUAUGAAGAAGAACUUCUACUUUGUGAGAACCAAGGUGGACCUGGAUUUACAAAAUGAACAGGAAUUUAAACCAACUACCUACGUAAGAGACAAGGUCUUAGAAGAGAUUCGAAACAAAUCUCUGAAGGAAUUUAAGGAUAAUAAUAUUGAAACACAAAUCUUCUUAAUUUCUAACAAAAAUUUGUCUGAGUUUGAUUUCCCAAUCCUGAUGGAAACCCUACUAAAGGAUCUCCCUGCUCAGAAGCGCCACGCAUUCACGCUUUCCCUGCCCAACAUUACUGAGGCAGCCAUUGAUAGAAAGAGGGACUCCCUAAAGCAGAUUGUCUGGCUAGAAGCCUUCAAGGCUGGAAUUUCGGCAAUUGUUCCUGCAGUGGGCAUCAUAAAGGACAAUGAUGUGAAGAAGCUGAAGGCCUCCCUACAUCAAUAUCAAUUCCACUUUGGAGUAGAUGACACAUCUCUGCAGAGUCUGGCUAAGGAUUUGCAAGUGCCUGUGGAAGAACUCAAAGCCAUCAUUAAGUCUCCCUAUUUGUUUGACACUGAAAAAGAAGAAACAACAGGGGAAAUGGCUUUGAAAUUCUUGGAGAUUUCAAGUUCAGUUGCUUUCCCUCCUCUUGCUGCAGGUCUUUACUUUAUGAAAGUCUUCUACCUGCAAUUUCAUUUCCUUGACAUAGUGACCAGUGAUGCUAAAGUUCUCCUUAAGAAGUCAUAGUCCAGGCAGGUGCCACGGCUCAAUAGGCAAAUCCUCCGCCUUGUGGUGCCGGCACACCGGGUUCUAGUCCCGGUCGGGGCUCCGGAUUCUGUCCCGGUUGCCCCUCUUCCAGGCCAGCUCUCUGCUGUGGCCAGGGAGUGCAGUGGAGGAUGGCCCAAGUGCUUGGGCCCUGCACCCCAUGGGAGACCAGGAUAAGCACCUGGCUCCUGCCAUAGGAUCAGCGCGGUGCGCGCUGCGGCCAUUGGAGGGUGAACCAAUGGCAAAGGAAGACCUUUCUCUCUGUCUCUCUCUCUCACUCUUCACUCUUUCUGUCAAAAAAAAAAAGUCAUAUUCCAGAAACCAGUUGACUUCCCAAUAGACAAAAAUCAUCUGCAUGUUGAAAUUCUAAUUUGUAGAAUAAUGUAGUACAAUGCUUGUUGGCAACCCAUCUACUGAGUGCUCUUGCCAUCCAGGCAGCAACUCAUACAUAAUGAUUGCAUGUCCCUUUUAGAUGUACCAUGGGAAUGGGAUAUUUUUGAAUAUGGUCAGAGAGCUAAAUAGCAUGCAUCCACUUCCAAUGAACCACCACAUCAGAUGAUUUUACCUCCUUUAAUGUAGCUGUGAACUUGACAACCAUUUUUCUUCCUGACAUAAGCUCUUUGAAACCCAGUUGUACCCCAUUCCCUUCAACAUAGUGAUAACAUCUUCUUUCUGCAUGGUUGUUUGUGAUGCAGCCUGACUUUCCUGCAUCUGACUGAUCCAAAUUCGCAGCUGCUGACCAUGAUAAAGCUUGUUGGUCAACAGCAGAGUCAACAUAGGUGAGCUUCCUCUUCUCACCGUCUUAAAGCAGCCAAACCCCAGCUCCCAUGGGAAAGCCUGAGGUAUAGCACCUGUGGUCCUUAGCAAAUGCUGGCCCCACAGGUCCACUUACUUACCCUUGGUUCCCACCCACUAGUAGAGCUCCAUGCUACUGCUGUACUUCCUGUCAAUGUCAUCUCUGGGUUUCUAACCUCUGAUUCCUGGGGAAACAGUUUCUUCUGUUUCACGCAUUUUAGUGUCACCUCCUUGUGUCCCAGCUGACAAAGGAGGAAACCUCUGUCUCCAUGCUCCCCCAGUCAGGGCUGUCCUUGGGACAACCCAUUUUGGUUUAUGCCACUCUUAAGAGCAAAACAGCAAGAAAUUGUAUCACCAUAAAAAUCACAACUUUGAUAAAAUCAUAAGAAAUCUAUUUCAUCAGACUCCUUCUCCGAAAAGUAACUAAAAAAAUUUAUAAGUCUGUGCUGAUAGGAGAGAGGAAAUCUCCGACUUAUUAUAGUUUCAUGGCUUUUUAUUGUCAGGAUGGUAAGAAAGCCCUAUAAUCCCCUUGUGAUACCAAUAGAUGCUGAAGAAAUGCCUGAUAGAAGAUACUUGCUGGGGCCGGCAUUGUGGCUUAGUAGGUUAAGCCUCUGCCUGCGGUGCUGUCAUCCCAUAUGGGCACUGGGUCUUGUCCUGGCUGCUCCUCUUCCAAUGCAGCUCUCUGCUAAUGGCCUGGGAAAGCAGUAGAAUUUGGCCCACGUGCUUGGACCCCUGCCCCCAAGAAGAAGUUUGGAAGAAGCUCCAGCCAUGUGGACAUUUGAGUAGUGAACCAAUGUAUGGAAGAUCGAUCUCUCUGCUUCUCCCUCUCUGUGUCUUUAACGCUGCCUCUAAAGUAAAUAAAUCCUUUUUUUAAAAAAAAAAUGCCUACUUCUUAUGAGUGGUGUGAAGGGUGAAUAUACAGAAUGCUCUUUGUAUAUUGUAUAGCUCAAUAACUUAGCCCUCAUAAUUAUUUAAAAAAAAAGUAUCUGCUAUUGAUAUGUGAUACUCUCAAUAAACAUGGAAUGC